CGCGCCGCCUCCCCGCCUCGCCGAGUCCUUCCUCCCCGGGCCGCCUGCCACGUGGGGCCGGAGCCGCGCUGCCGGAGGCCGGCUCGCUGCUGGGGCCGGAGCUGCGGAGCAGUCGCCUCCGCGACCCGGGGUGUCUCCCGCCGCCGGGCUCGGUGAGGCAUUUUCACUAACCAUGCAGCGCAAGAAGGUAGACAAUCGCAUUCGAGUGCUAAUUGAGAAUGGAGUGGCUGAGCGACACAGAACACUUUUUGUUCUAGUUGGAGACCAUGGGAAGGAUCAGGUGGUUAUACUCCACCACAUGCUAUCUAAAGCAACUGUGAAGGCCAGACCCUCAGUCUUGUGGUGUUACAAGAAGGAGCUGGGCUUUAGCAGCCACCGUAAAAAGCGAAUGAGACAACUACAAAAGAAGAUUAAAAGUGGAACUUUAAACCUAAAGCAGGAUGACCCUUUUGAGUUGUUUAUAGCAGCCACAAACAUUCACUACUGCUAUUACAAUGAGACCCAUAAAAUUCUUGGUAACACCUUUGGCAUGUGUGUACUCCAGGAUUUUGAAGCCUUGACUCCAAACCUGCUGGCUAGAACUGUUGAAACAGUGGAAGGAGGUGGAAUUGUGGUGAUUCUCCUCAGAACUAUGAACUCACUGAAGCAGCUGUAUACAGUGACCAUGGAUGUUCACUCACGCUACAGAACAGAGGCACAUCAGGACAUAAUAGGGAGGUUUAACGAAAGGUUCAUUCUGUCUCUGGCCUCUUGUAAGAACUGCAUAGUGAUUGAUGAUCAGCUCAACAUCCUGCCAAUUUCUAGUCACAUUGCAAACAUAACACCAGUUCCUCCACAGUCUCAGGAGGAUAGUCUCAGACCUCAGGAUCUGGAGCUGAAGGAAUUGAAGGAGAGCUUGCAGGAUACGCAACCUGUAGGCGUGCUGGUGGAUAGCUGUAAAACUCUGGAUCAGGCAAAAGCACUUUUGAAAUUUAUUGAAGCCAUUUCUGAGAAGACUCUGAGGAGCACCGUGGCUUUAACAGCUGCCAGGGGACGUGGUAAAUCUGCUGCCUUAGGACUGGCUAUAGCUGGAGCCGUGGCUUUUGGUUACUCCAACAUCUUUGUGACAUCUCCCAGUCCAGAUAACCUUCACACACUAUUUGAGUUUGUAUUUAAAGGCUUUGAUGCACUGCAGUACCAGGAACAUCUGGACUAUGAGAUUAUUCAGUCUCUGAACCCUGAGUUUAAUAAAGCAGUCGUCAGAGUGAAUGUGUUCAAGGAGCACAGACAGACUAUCCAGUACAUACAUCCCGCCGAUGCUGUGAAACUGGGCCAGGCUGAACUUGUGGUGAUUGAUGAAGCUGCUGCUAUCCCCCUACCUCUGGUGAAGAACCUGCUGGGGCCUUACCUUGUCUUUAUGGCUUCUACGAUCAAUGGUUAUGAGGGCACUGGUCGGUCGUUGUCCCUGAAGCUGAUUCAGCAGCUCCGGCAGCAGAGUGUACAGGCACAAGCCAGCAUGACCGCAGAGAACAAAUCUACAGCUACGGCUAAACUCGCCUCAGCUCGUACAUUGCAUGAAGUCUCCCUUCAAGAGUCAAUCCGAUAUGCCCCUGGAGACCCUGUUGAAAAAUGGCUCAAUGACCUGCUAUGUUUGGAUUGUCUCAACAUCACCAGGAUCAUCUCUGGCUGCCCGCUGCCUGAAACCUGUGACCUAUAUUAUGUGAACAGAGACACCCUCUUUUGUUAUCACAAAGCGUCGGAAAUUUUUCUCCAGAGGCUGAUGGCUCUCUACGUGGCUUCACACUACAAGAAUUCUCCCAAUGACCUCCAGAUGCUUUCAGAUGCUCCUGCUCAUCAUCUCUUCUGCCUUCUGCCACCAGUCCCACCUACCCAGAAUUCCUUGCCAGAAGUACUUGCUGUUGUUCAGGUGUGUCUGGAGGGAGAGAUCUCUCGCCAGUCUAUCAUGAACAGUCUGUCUAGGGGGAGGAAGGCUUCAGGAGAUCUUAUUCCAUGGACUGUCUCAGAGCAGUUCCAAGAUCCAGACUUUGGGAGCCUCUCGGGUGGACGUGUUGUUCGCAUUGCAGUCCACCCUGAUUAUCAAGGGAUGGGUUAUGGCAGCAGGGCUCUGACCUUACUGCAAAUGUACUAUGAAGGCAAAUUCCCUUGCCUGGAAGAAAAAAUGACUCCGAAGCCAAAAGGAAUUACUACCAUAAGCAGUGAGGCUGUCAGUUUGUUAGAAGAGGCUGUGACACCUCGGAAGGACUUGCCUCCUUUACUUCUCAAACUGAGUGAGCGACAAGCGGAGAAUCUAGACUAUCUGGGGGUAUCUUAUGGUUUGACACCAAAGCUGCUCAAAUUUUGGAAACGUGCUGGAUUUGUACCAGUUUACCUAAGGCAGACUCCAAAUGACCUGACUGGUGAGCACUCCUGUAUCAUGCUGAAGAUGCUGAAUGAGGAAGAGAGUGAACAGGAGCACUGGCUCGCUGCCUUCUGGAAAGAUUUCAGGAGGCGGUUCCUGUCUCUGCUGUCAUAUCAGUUCAGCACUUUCCCACCUUCAUUAGCAUUGAACAUUCUACAGAACAAGAAUAUCAAGCAGGAGUUGCAACCCCCAAUCAGCCGUCCUGAACUGGAAGCUGUGUUCAUCCCCUAUGACCUGAAGCGGUUAGAGAUGUACUCUCGAAACAUGGUGGACUAUCACCUGAUCAUGGACACAAUUCCCGCUGUCUCCAGGAUGUACUUUCUAAGCCAGCUAGGAGACACAUCCCUCUCUGCUGCGCAGUCUGCCCUUCUUCUGGGGAUUGGUCUGCAACACAAAUCCAUGGAUGUGCUGGAAAAAGAGAUAGAACUGCCCAGCAGUCAGCUGAUGGGCCUCUUCAAUAGGAUCAUCCGCAAGUUCGUUCAGCUGUUCAGCAGGAUCCAGGAGAAGGCUGUGGAGGCGCAGAUGGCAGUAACAAAGGAAGUUGUAAUGGAGCCAACCCUGAAAUCUUUAAAUGAGGACUUGGAAGAAGCAGCAAAGGAAUUCCAGGAAAAACACCAGCAAGAAAUGGGGAAGCUGAAAGACAUGGACUUUUCACAAUAUAUAAUCCGGGGCGAUGAUGAAGAAUGGAACGAAGUGCUGACCAAAGCAGGACAGAAUGCUUCGAUUGUCAGCCUGAAAAGUGAAAAGAAGAGAAAACUAGACAUGGAAAAAGGACCAAAACAACAAAAGAAAUUCAAGAAGAACAAAGAUCCAAAGCAGAAGUGGAAGAAAUGACUUUGAAAAUGAUAAUGGACUCGAAUAACCAGGAGCAAGCUCCUGUCUAAGGAGCCCCAUCCCCUUUUUAAAGCAAGGACUUCUCUUGAAGAAGCAGUGUCUGGAGGGGAAGGGCUUAGAGGCCCUUUUAAAGAAUAUAUAUUAAGGAAAAUGUAGUGACCUCGCCAAGAGAGGCUGCCCAUAGGGAUUUUUAUACUGUGUGCCUGGAGAGCCUGGUUUGAUGAGAGGCACUACACAACAAACUAGACUAUUACAAGGGUGCCUAAAUGGCUAGGAAAUGUCAAUUCCCAGGGCUAAUCAAUCCAUAAACAACUUUCCCCCAUCUUA
Molecule: messenger RNA, 3559 nt
Organism: Caretta caretta (loggerhead turtle)
Lineage: Eukaryota; Metazoa; Chordata; Testudines; Cheloniidae
Gene: NAT10
Product: N-acetyltransferase 10
Biological process (GO): rRNA acetylation involved in maturation of SSU-rRNA
Cellular component (GO): 90S preribosome; nucleolus
Molecular function (GO): tRNA binding; ATP binding; 18S rRNA cytidine N-acetyltransferase activity
Source: RefSeq, a predicted model, not a curated record